GUCCUGGCGCCAGUGAAAUUGAAUUGUGAACCAUGGCCGUGUGGAUACAAGCCCAGCAGCUCCAAGGCGAAGCCCUUCAUCAGAUGCAGGCGUUGUAUGGUCAGCAUUUCCCCAUUGAGGUGCGGCAUUACUUAUCCCAGUGGAUUGAAAGCCAAGCUUGGGACUCAAUAGAUCUUGAUAAUCCACAGGAGAACAUUAAGGCCACCCAGCUCCUGGAGGGCCUGGUGCAGGAGCUGCAGAAGAAGGCGGAGCACCAAGUGGGGGAAGAUGGGUUUUUGCUGAAGAUCAAGCUGGGGCACUAUGCCACGCAGCUGCAGAACACGUAUGACCGCUGCCCCAUGGAGCUGGUCCGCUGCAUCCGCCACAUCUUAUACAAUGAACAGAGGCUGGUCCGAGAAGCCAACAAUGGUACGUCCCCAGCUGGAAGUCUUGCUGAUGCCAUGUCCCAGAAACACCUUCAGAUCAACCAGACAUUUGAGGAGCUGCGACUGGUCACACAGGACACGGAGAACGAACUGAAGAAGCUGCAGCAGACCCAGGAGUACUUCAUCAUCCAAUAUCAAGAGAGCCUGCGGAUCCAGGCUCAGUUUGCCCAGCUGGCCCAGCUGAACCCGCAGGAGCGUCUGAGCCGGGAGACGGCCCUCCAGCAGAAGCAGGUGUCCCUGGAGGCCUGGCUGCAGCGCGAGGCCCAGACGCUGCAGCAGUACCGCGUGGAGCUGGCCGAGAAGCACCAGAAGACCCUGCAGCUGCUGCGGAAGCAGCAGACCAUCAUUCUGGAUGACGAACUGAUCCAGUGGAAGCGGCGGCAGCAGCUGGCCGGGAAUGGAGGGCCCCCCGAGGGCAGCCUGGACGUGCUCCAGUCCUGGUGUGAGAAGUUGGCCGAGAUCAUCUGGCAGAACCGGCAGCAGAUCCGCAGAGCUGAGCACCUCUGCCAGCAGCUGCCCAUCCCCGGCCCCGUGGAGGAGAUGCUGGCCGAGGUCAAUGCCACCAUCACAGACAUCAUCUCGGCCCUGGUGACCAGCACAUUCAUCAUCGAGAAGCAGCCCCCUCAGGUCCUGAAGACCCAGACCAAGUUCGCAGCCACUGUGCGCCUGCUGGUGGGCGGGAAGCUGAACGUGCACAUGAACCCCCCCCAGGUGAAGGCCACCAUCAUCAGUGAGCAGCAGGCCAAGUCACUGCUCAAGAACGAGAACACCCGCAAUGAUUACAGUGGAGAGAUCCUGAACAACUGCUGCGUGAUGGAGUAUCACCAGGCCACCGGCACCCUCAGCGCCCACUUCAGGAACAUGUCCCUGAAACGAAUUAAGAGGUCUGACCGUCGUGGAGCAGAGUCAGUGACAGAAGAGAAAUUUACAAUCCUGUUUGAAUCACAGUUCAGUAUUGGUGGAAAUGAGCUGGUUUUUCAAGUCAAGACCCUGUCCCUCCCGGUGGUGGUGAUUGUCCAUGGCAGCCAGGACAACAACGCAACGGCCACUGUUCUCUGGGACAAUGCCUUUGCAGAGCCUGGCAGGGUGCCAUUUGCCGUGCCCGACAAAGUGCUGUGGCCGCAGCUGUGUGAAGCCCUCAACAUGAAAUUCAAGGCCGAAGUGCAGAGCAACCGAGGCCUGACCAAGGAGAACCUCGUGUUCCUGGCGCAGAAGCUGUUCAACAGCAGCAGCAGCCACCUGGAGGACUACAACAGCAUGUCCGUGUCCUGGUCCCAGUUCAACAGGGAGAAUUUACCAGGACGGAAUUACACUUUCUGGCAGUGGUUUGAUGGUGUGAUGGAAGUGUUAAAAAAACAUCUCAAGCCGCAUUGGAAUGAUGGGGCUAUUUUGGGUUUCGUGAACAAGCAACAGGCCCACGACCUACUCAUUAACAAGCCCGAUGGGACUUUCCUGCUGAGAUUCAGUGACUCUGAAAUCGGCGGCAUCACCAUUGCUUGGAAAUUUGACUCUCAGGAGAGAAUGUUUUGGAAUCUGAUGCCUUUUACCACCAGAGACUUCUCCAUCCGGUCCCUGGCUGACCGCUUGGGGGACCUAAAUUACCUUAUCUACGUGUUUCCUGAUCGGCCAAAAGAUGAAGUGUACUCCAAAUAUUACACACCGGUUCCAUGCGAGCCUGCCACUGCUAAAGCAGUGGACGGAUACGUGAAGCCACAGAUCAAGCAAGUGGUCCCUGAGUUUGUGAGCGCAUCUGCAGACUCUGCCGGGGGCAGCGCCACCUACAUGGACCAGGCCCCCUCCCCAGCCGUGUGUCCCCAGGCUCAUUAUAACAUGUACCCACAGAACCCUGACCCUGUCCUUGACACCGAUGGGGACUUCGAUCUGGACGACACCAUGGACGUGGCGCGGCGGGUGGAGGAACUCUUAGGCCGACCUAUGGACAGUCAGUGGAUCCCUCAUGCGCAGUCGUGACCUCCCGUCUCCAUCUUCGGCUUCUUCAUCCUCACUAGAGGAGUUACUCUUGUGGAUGUUUUAAUUCCAUGAAUCGCUUCUCUUUGGAAACAAUACUUAUAAUGUGAAGUGUUAAUACUAGUUUUGACUUUAGUGUUUCUGUGCAUGGUGGCACCAAUGAAGGGAGUGAGUGUGUGAGUGUGAGUGUGAGUGCGUGUGAGUUUGCACGUUGUGGUGUUUCUCCCCCUUGCUGUCCGGAGUUGAGCUCGCAGCACUGGGGCCACAAGCAGAGACUGUGGUUGUUUUAACCUUGUGCAAAAAGGCAGUUAGUUCCAUGAACCCUGGAACUUGGCCAUGUGUCUUGUGGGUGGCUGAACUCUGACAGGUGGCUGUUCAAGUAAGAGAAGGACAGAGGGCGGGGAAGCACCUCCUCUCUGGUCAGUCUUUGUCACUGUGUCUGCCGAGCAAUUGAUAUAUAACCAUCAUUGUCUGCUUUUCUUCUGAAAUGUAGAAACUGCCUUUUGACAAAGAAAGCCAGUCCUCCCUGCUUCCCUCUCCCCGCCCCUGUUGUCCUGGGAAGGCAUGGGAAAAGGGGCAAGGGGAGUCCUAGGUUUUCAGAUGGGUAAUGGUUUUUUAGAUAACAUUUAACCCAUCUAAAUGUUCUCUCCCUCCCUCCUCUUUCCUCCUUUCUCUCUUCCUCCCUCCUUCUCUUGCUCUGUGGAAUUGCCACUCAGUUCCUGUGUGUGUGCACAUGUGCAGACCCGUUUGAUGAACUAGAGGAAAGAAAAGAGGGCCACAGCGCCGAAGCUUUCUGUGUUGAUGUCCUUUGUGUUCCCGCUGGGGUGGAAUGCCCAGUCCUGACUCACAGGCGCUGAGAGUGUUGGCUUGUUACCCAGGGAAGCUGCCGUCCAGUCUGCCGUCCUUCCUCUGCGCUGGUGGGGACACAAGCGAGGCUUUCCGAAGGCUUACCGAUAACGGCUUUCUGCAAUGUUGAAUAGUGUUUUUGCUUCCAAAUUGGGACUUUUUUGUUUUCCUCUUCCCACCGAAUUUGACAUCAGAAUUCUUUCUUCCUGUGUCAUUCAUCCCAGGUCACCUCGUUUCCCUUCACUGUUCACACAACGCUGUCUGCGGAGUGGGUGGCGGGCGUAUGGUCUGGACCCAGGGCCAGUGUACUCAGCGGGUGUCGUUGCCCACCUGGUGCGGGGUGCUGGGUGUCAGGCCUUGGUAAUUUGGGGAAAUGCAGUCAGCAGGUUUUCUGGGAAGUUUGGGAAGCUGCGAAAACAAAGCAAAACAAAAAAGCCUCAGCAUAAUUUUGUCCACAGUUUCUUCCAUAGCUUUCCCCCAGAGGGAAGGAAUGGGCUGUGGUGGGCGGGGUGGAAGAGGGGUACGCAGGUGUGGCUUUUGGGUUAGGCCUACAAGAUCACCCCUGGGCCCCCUCUUUAAAAGGAGGACGUGAUCAUACCCUGGAGAGAAUGGCCCUAAAAACCUUAUUUUUAUACAUGUGAGUAAAUAAACAGAUAUUUUUUUUACAAAAAUAACUUCUGAAUUUAUCAGUGUUUUGAUGUUACAGGAAAAUAUUCCUCUGUAGUAAAUUAUUUAUUGGAAGAUGACUUUUUAAAAGCUGCUGUUUGCCCUGGCUUGGUUUCAUACACUGAUUUAUUUUUCUAUGCCGGGCAGUAGACUCUCUCUGCCUCUGAGAAGCAGGCUGACCCCGCCACGGAUACCAGCGUUGACAUAGGAUGCUGCUGAGCCCCUUACAUACCCUUCAAGAUUUGGUUAAAUUCUACCCGUGAGGAUGGAAGUUUUGGGGACAGGCGAAGAGGAGGCCCGUGUGCUGUGGGCCCCGCUUAGAGUCCUUCCCUACUGUCACUCAGGCUUCCCCAGUGCCUGCCUCUGUGGCACCCCCUGUGGGCAGUGACACACUUCCAGAUGGUAGUGGACUGGCCCCAGGGCAGGCUGAGGGCAGAGCUCUCACUUCACAGUUGGCAUUGGGCUUGAGGGGACAGGUGUGAAGAGUGUGGCUGCCCGAGCCUGGGUCCCCGUGCUUGUACAGUUACUGAGCUGUCCUCCUUGUCCUGAGGCUGUGCCCGUCAGUGGGAGAGAGCUUUGACGGAAAGGUGCGCUUGCUAUCUGCAUUAUGUUUUCUCUCUUCUCCCUAACCACAAGAGGCAAGAGCAAGCCCUGACUGCCUCAGCCUCUCGCUCCCUCCCAGACACACACACACACACAUACACACGCGCGUGUCAUCAAAAUGUUUCAGUGUGUGAUAUGUGCAGGGUUUUGUCGGGGGCGGGGGGAGAGUAAAAAUGAAUAUUAACUGAAAAUGGAAGCACACUUUUUAUAAUUUUUCUUUUUAAAACUUUGUGAAAUUAUUUCAGAUACAUAUUUUAGUGUUGAGGCAGAUUAGUAUAUAGCCACCAAAAAAAUAUUGUGUAAAAUUUGGGGCAGCCACAAAAUUGUGUAUUUUAUGUUACAAUAAAGCCUUCCUCUGAAGGGACAA
Equus quagga is the source of this 4875-nucleotide messenger RNA. RefSeq names its product signal transducer and activator of transcription 5B (gene STAT5B). The record is from RefSeq and is a predicted model, not a curated record. Lineage: Eukaryota; Metazoa; Chordata; Mammalia; Perissodactyla; Equidae. Gene Ontology annotation, molecular function: DNA-binding transcription factor activity, RNA polymerase II-specific; RNA polymerase II cis-regulatory region sequence-specific DNA binding. Gene Ontology annotation, biological process: regulation of cell population proliferation; growth hormone receptor signaling pathway via JAK-STAT; cell surface receptor signaling pathway via JAK-STAT.